Molecule: messenger RNA, 1590 nt
Organism: Ficedula albicollis (Collared flycatcher)
Lineage: Eukaryota; Metazoa; Chordata; Aves; Passeriformes; Muscicapidae
Gene: LMX1B
Product: LIM homeobox transcription factor 1 beta
Exons: 8
Coding region: 56-1189 (377 amino acids)
Biological process (GO): regulation of transcription by RNA polymerase II; neuron differentiation
Cellular component (GO): nucleus
Molecular function (GO): RNA polymerase II transcription regulatory region sequence-specific DNA binding; DNA-binding transcription factor activity, RNA polymerase II-specific
Source: RefSeq, a predicted model, not a curated record
GGGUCCCGAGUCCUUGGAGAGGUGCUUCCCGCGGGGCCCACCGGACUGCGCCAAGAUGCUGGACGGCAUCAAAAUGGAAGACCACCCCCUGCGCUCGGGGCCGGCCACGCUGGGAGUGCUGCUGGGGUCCGAGUGCCAGCACCAGGCCGUCUGCGAGGGCUGCCAGCGGCCCAUCUCGGACCGGUUCCUGAUGCGGGUGAACGAGUCCUCCUGGCAUGAGGAGUGCCUACAGUGCGCCGCGUGCCAGCAGGCGCUCACCACCAGCUGCUACUUCCGGGACCGCAAGCUCUACUGCAAGCAGGACUACCAACAGCUGUUCGCCGCCAAGUGCAGCGGCUGCAUGGAGAAGAUCGCGCCGACGGAGUUCGUGAUGCGCGCCCUGGAGUGCGUGUACCACCUGAGCUGCUUCUGCUGCUGCGUGUGCGAGCGCCAGCUGAGGAAAGGCGACGAGUUUGUGCUCAAGGAAGGGCAGCUGCUCUGCAAAAGUGACUAUGAGAAAGAGAAGGACUUGUUGAGCUCGGUCAGCCCAGACGACUCAGACUCAGUCAAGAGUGAUGAUGAAGAUGGAGAUGUUAAGCCCACCAAAGGCCAAGUAACCCAAGGAAAAGGAAGCGAUGAUGGGAAGGACCCAAGAAGGCCCAAACGACCACGGACAAUACUCACCACCCAGCAGAGACGAGCCUUCAAAGCUUCCUUUGAGGUCUCCUCUAAGCCCUGCAGAAAGGUCAGAGAAACGUUGGCAGCUGAAACGGGGCUCAGCGUGCGAGUGGUCCAGGUCUGGUUCCAAAACCAAAGAGCAAAGAUGAAAAAGCUGGCACGAAGGCACCAACAGCAGCAGGAGCAGCAGAACUCGCAGCGACUAGGACAAGAAGUAAUGUCCAACCGAAUGGAAGGGAUGAUGACAUCUUACACACCACUUGCACCACCACAGCAGCAGAUUGUAGCAAUGGAGCAAAGCAGUUAUGGCACAGACCCAUUUCAGCAGGGUCUUACACCUCCACAAAUGCCAGGCGACCACAUGAACCCCUAUGGAAACGACUCCAUUUUUCAUGAUAUCGACAGUGAUACCUCUUUAACUAGCUUGAGCGACUGUUUUCUUGCCUCUUCCGAAGUUAACUCCAUGCAGGCUAGAGUAGGAAAUCCCAUUGACAGGCUGUACUCUAUGCAGAGCUCCUAUUUCGCCUCAUGAAAGUAAAGGAAGCCCAGAGCCGGCGUUGCUCAGCCCGGGACGUUCCCAGUGCAGACUCUACAGCCAUAUGUUGCCCAGCUCUUCCUUCACAGUGACUCUGCUGCCUCUGGACUGCAAAGAGCCUUUUUUUAGGAAGACUGUCUCUGUUUGCAUAUAUGUGUAUGUAUGCAAUGCAUUUUAAUACCUGCAUACAUACAUAUAUAGAGAGACAAAACACAUCCACCCGUCCCGUCCCCUUGGUUCCCAGCUGGCGCCAGACCACGAGACGAGCACGGAAGGAACAGAAGAACCUGCUCAUCCUCAGCCUUUGAUCUGGUUUGGUUUGAGCUCAUCAUCUUAAAGGAAAUGGAUUUUGUGGAAAGCUAGACCUUUUCCUCCUCUCUCUCCUCCUUUCUUUUGGA